Messenger RNA from Ustilago hordei, 1233 nucleotides. Its product is annotated as putative 3-deoxy-D-arabino-heptulosonate 7-phosphate (DAHP) synthase isoenzyme. Gene Ontology annotation, biological process: aromatic amino acid biosynthetic process. Gene Ontology annotation, cellular component: cytoplasm. Gene Ontology annotation, molecular function: 3-deoxy-7-phosphoheptulonate synthase activity. The record is from RefSeq and is a predicted model, not a curated record. The transcript has a single exon. Bases 1 to 1233 code for a protein of 410 amino acids. Lineage: Eukaryota; Fungi; Basidiomycota; Ustilaginomycetes; Ustilaginales; Ustilaginaceae.
AUGACCUCUCUCACCUACAAAGAAGCUCUCAACGAACUCGACGAUCGUCGCAUCAAAUCCAUCAAACCUCUCAUUCCUCCUUCGAUCCUCAUCGAAGAAUACCCUCUCUCUCUUGACGCAGCUCAAACCGUCGCUUCAGGUCGCAAGUCAGCCGAAGAGAUCGUCAAACAGCAAGAUGAUCGUCUCCUCGUAGUUGUUGGUCCUUGUUCCAUUCACGAUGUUCGUUCUGGUCUCGAGUAUGCACGUAAGCUCGCUGCUUAUGCCGAGUCGGCAAAGCAGGAUUUGCACAUUGUGAUGCGAGUCUACUUUGAAAAGCCACGAACGACUGUCGGUUGGAAAGGCUUGAUCAAUGAUCCCAAUCUGAAUGGAAGCUUCCAGAUCAAUAAGGGCUUGAGGUUGGCCAGAGGUUUCUUGUUGGAGGUCAAUCUUUUGGGUUUGCCUGCCGCAACAGAGUUUUUGGAUACCAUUUCUCCACAGUACACUGCUGAUUUGAUCAGCUGGGGUGCCAUCGGUGCCAGAACUACCGAGUCGCAGGUCCACAGAGAGUUGAGCUCGGGCUUAUCCAUGCCGAUUGGCUUCAAGAACGGUACCGAUGGUUCCAUAUCCAUUGCCGUGGAUGCGAUUAAAGCCGCUUCCAGCGAACACGUUUUCCUCUCUGUUACCAAACAAGGCAUUUCGGCUAUCGUCGAAACCAACGGUAACGACGCUUGCCAUCUCAUUCUACGAGGAGCCAACACUGGUCCCAACUACUCUCCGGAGCACGUCGCUUCCGUAUCUUGCAAACUCACCUCCGCUGGUCUCCCAGCCCGUAUCAUGAUCGAUUGCUCCCACGGCAACUCAGAAAAGAAACACGAGAACCAAAUCAAAGUCAUCGACUCCAUCUCCUCUCAACUCGCAAAAGGCGAUCAGUACGGAUGCAACAUCUUUGGCGUCAUGAUCGAAUCCAACCUCGUCCAAGGUAAACAAUCAAUCCCCCCUCAAGGUCCUACCGCCUUGAAAUACGGUCAGAGCAUUACAGAUGCUUGUGUCGACUGGGAUACUACUGUCCAGGCCUUGGAAAAACUGAGACAAGGUGUUAGGAAGAGAAGGCAGAGUCCCCAAGCGAGCAAAGUGUUCCAGGCUAGAUUGAGCAGAUGUUCGAGUAGUCAAGGUGUAAACGAUCAUUUCUUACAACAGCAGGAUGGUGGCAAGGCGUUCAAUGAUGAUGCGCUUGCUACGCUGGGUAACAAGUAG